CAGUCAGUGUUCGUGAUGGUUGUGUUAUUACAGCGACAAGACGCUAUCAGGCGGCGGACGCAAGAUGAGGCGCCGACGUGGCGACUAUGGGGAGAGGAAAAAUGCGACGGCGCCAUCUACACCGUGUACCUGAAGAAGGUGCGCUAUCACCACCCCUCGCGGAGCAUAACACAGGAGAGCGAUGACGAUGAGAUCUCGCACCUGGAGUGGGAGACGGUGCGGGUCCGGUUCCUCAAGGCCGGGACUCUUGAGCGCCUGGUGGAGUCCCUCGCCUCGGACACGGGGGAGCUGGAGUCCACCUUCGUCAACGUAUUCCUGGCCACCUACCGCACCUUCUCCACCACCAGCCAGGUCCUCAACCUCAUCAUCGACCGCUACCUGGCCCUCCAAGCCGCCGCCUCUUCACCCUCCUCUUCAUCUCCGUCACUGUCCUCGAAUUGCAACAAGAAGAUAAAUGUUCCGCCCCACCUUCGCGAGGACCAUAUGAAGGCCCUAAGGUUAACACUACAAGUCUGGCUGGACGGCUACACAGAGGACUUCAGAGACCCUCCAGACUUUCCGUGCCUGGUGCAGCUCAAAAAAUUCACUCAAGAAAACUUGCCAGACUCAGACCUCCACAUCAAGGUGGCCUACAAGCUGGACAAGAUGAAGCGAGAACAUGGUUCCCCGAUGCUGCAGAAGAUCUGGUCCUGUGGCGAGGAGAUGCGUGUCCACUGCCCUUCCCCCAUGACCAACGGCACACACCACCCGUAUGACUUUGCGGACAUACCAGAAGCCACCUUUGCUCAACAGCUGACACGUAUGGACACAGUGCUGUUCAAGGGGGUCAUUGCUCACCAGUGCCUGGGAUCAGUGUGGUCACGGCGGGACAGGGGCCGUGGGGACGCAGCGGCCUCGGUUGCAGCCACAGUGGAGCAGUUCAAUGCUGUCAGCUUCCGGGUUCAGUCCACCAUCCUGGUUGACACGGAAUUGAAACCUUCACAGCGAGCAAAACUCAUCACCAAGUGGAUUGACAUUGCUCAGGAAUUAAGAAUGCACAAGAAUUUUUCAUCCUUGAAGGCAAUAAUCUCUGGGCUUCAGUCAAAUCCCAUCUACAGAUUAAAGAAGACCUGGGGUGCUGUGAUCAAGGAUAAGGCUGAGUUGUUUGAGGAACUUGCCAGAAUAUUCAGCGAGGAGAACAAUCAGUUGAACCAGCGGGAGCUGCUGAUGAAGGAGGGAACAGCCAAGCAUGCCCAGACAGCCCACGCCAAUGACCGCCACCUGCCCAAGGCGCUGGAGAAGUUGGCUACCAAUCCACUGGCCACAAGUUAUGGCACCAUUCCCUACCUCGGAACAUUCCUCACCGACUUGACCAUGAUUGAUACAGCCAUCCCUGAUACUGUUGCUGAUGGACUUAUCAAUUUUGACAAGAAACGCAAAGAAUUUGAAGUCUUGGCACAGAUCCGGUUGUUGCAAGGAGCUGCCAAUGCCUACCAGAUGGAGUGGGAUGAGCAGUUUGAGAGGUGGUGGGAGUCUGUGCUGGUGUUGGAUGAUAAGGAGGCUUGGCGGCUCUCAUGCCAGAUAGAGCCACAGGGCUCAUCCUCCACCAGAGAAGGAAAAUUAAGGAAAAAAGCUCAGUGUCACCAAGAAUGACAGCAGCAUUGCAGCACCUCCUCUGGGUCCUCCAGCAGUCAGUUCUUCUUUGACAAUGACUCUUUGAGCACCCCACUAAGCCACAAUGACUCUUGCUCCUUAGAGAGAAAGAUGUCCACCUCAUCUAGCAGCUCAUCUCUCCCAUCACUGGAUGUGUCAGUUCACUCAGGUGGCACCACAGCCUCGGGUCGUACUCCAGACCGCUCUGUGUCCACCACACAACUGAACCAGCCUAACCAAACCUCUCCGUAUAUCACUCCUGACUUCUACAUCAUCAGAGUUUCUAUUGAAAGCAGUGCUCAUGAACUAGAAGGAGUGAACUUGUACAAGAGUAUCAUGCUGAGUAAUUCUGAACGCACCGUCUCUGUCAUCCGCAAGGCCAUGGAAAAGCAUGGUUUUGAAGGCAACCCAGAAGACUAUACUCUAGCACAGUUCCUGCCUGAUGGAGAGAUGCUGCUUCCUGCUUCAGCAAAUGUGUAUUAUGCCAUCAACACACAACACGACCUCAACUUUGUGCUGCGGCGGCGGCGGCACGGCGAUGAAUCAACCAUCAUCAGAAGAAAUCCUGCCAAGGAUCACAAAGUUCGGAAGAAGCUCCUAGUGACCUAGUGAGGCAAACUGUGGACCUCACCGGUGUCUGCCUGGUGGUCUCUGUGACUUAUCCAAACUAGAUGAGUUCCUUUUUGUAAUUCAUCUAGAUUUUGCUGUUUACUUGCAAGGCAACUAAAAUGUGUGACCAUUCAGUGUGGUAGACCGUGGCUUUAAAGCAAUGAACAGGAUAAAAGUGGCUUAGCUGAAGAACGUUUUGAUACAUUCGUGCUGACUCAAAUCUGAACAUUGUGCACCGACUUCAGCUACGUAUCACUCCUUGUGCUGUGAAUUCAUGUUGACUCAUCCUGUGACUUCUCAAGAUCCCAUUGUUUGGCACCCAAGCGUCCAUGGUUGUAAUGCAGUGAGAUCGCACCGUGAAGGUAUUGCUGUAGUGUACACGCAGCUCCUGUGAAGGCUGUCUCACAUACACAAUACUCAAACAUCUAUGUUACUCAGCUUUAAGUCUAGGAACUUGUGAAGGAUUUCUUGGUUCUAUCCUAGCUGUCCAGUACUCUUCCUCGCAAAGUCUCCUCUCACGUGGACCCUAAUUUCUUGUAUAGAAUUAGCCACGCAGCUAACUCCAUACAGCCCCACGUGUUGCCUCCUCCCAUGCAUCUCCCACUACCUUCAGUUGCGAGUGGGAGUAUUGUGCACCAUCACCCUUUCCCCAUCAUCCUGCACUCUUUUAGAUCAGUAGAGUUAGCAAGUGUCCAUUACGCUCCACAAUCACCGCUUAACCACCACCCCCCCUCCCACCAGCAUCUUCCUCACCUCACACAUCUUCACCCAGGCUGCUGGUGCCCCUCACCCCUAACAGUCAUGCACCCCCUCAUGCCCCUUCCCUGCACCCCAUUCCCUUGGUGUAGGUCCUCCAAGGUAUUUUAAAGUAACUUGUUUCAUGUUAAAUUUUGUGUUUGAGAAGUAGUGUAAAUCCUCUAUCAUCCUUUGUAAGCUGGAAGAUAUUAUAAUGCAGAGUACAGGUUUAUUUAAUGGAGUUCAAAUUAUAAGUUUAUUGAGAUGUAAAUAGUGUUAAGCUCUUGUAUACAUGUACAUUGUUACCUUUGUAAAUAAAGUCUACAAUUUUUA
This is a messenger RNA of Eriocheir sinensis (Chinese mitten crab), 3309 nucleotides long. RefSeq names its product ral guanine nucleotide dissociation stimulator-like. Lineage: Eukaryota; Metazoa; Arthropoda; Malacostraca; Decapoda; Varunidae. Gene Ontology annotation, biological process: Ras protein signal transduction; positive regulation of GTPase activity. The record is from RefSeq and is a predicted model, not a curated record. The transcript is spliced from 14 exons. Gene Ontology annotation, cellular component: plasma membrane. Gene Ontology annotation, molecular function: guanyl-nucleotide exchange factor activity.